AUGGUAGUUGAGUCACUGAUGGUUGGUUUUAAGAAGAACCAGAGUACAGCAGUCAUCAUGUUGAAAAUGGAGCAUAUAUUAUUGGUGAUAUUGUUUAGUAUGUGUUGCCAUGUUAUUGCGACAGGUCAGGAGGACGAAGGUGAAUCCAGAGUAAGAAGAUCAAGAAAUAGAAAUCGAGGAUCAAACAACGGGGCUGCUUUUGAUAAUAUUGAUGUAGGACAUCUUCCCAUUGGCUUGCAAAGAGGAAUACAAGGUAUGGUGAUGAACAGAGAGAACCUGGCUUCGUAUACGCCGGCACCCGUCAGUGCUGAAGAUGCUGAAUGUCAGGUUGGAGUAAAACAGACUACAUACCAUAAUGGAAGAUGUAUACGUCUUGGGAAUGCCCAAAGACCGGCUUGCCAGGCUGGACGGCAUCUUGAUAUUUAUAAUGGUGAAUGUAUUCGACAGGCCAGCGAAGAAAGAACCAUAAGUUUCAGACAUGAACGUGGAAACUUUUUGAUAGAUGUUGCCUGAAUUUGCACGUUAAGUGACUGUGUUCUUUUCUAAUCCCCAAAAAUAGCAGCCUUCAUCCUUUCUCUAUUAAAGACAUAUAAUCACAUAGCUCGAUAACGGAAGGUUUGUUUCAUGGAUGUACACCAUAUAUAUAUCAUUCUAGAUAUGCGUAGAUAUUAUGUAUGUUGUUUAUUUAAUUCCAAUAAAACAUAUAUAUCCAU
This is a messenger RNA of Lottia gigantea (owl limpet), 713 nucleotides long. RefSeq lists its product as hypothetical. The transcript is spliced from 6 exons. Bases 1 to 513 code for a protein of 170 amino acids. Lineage: Eukaryota; Metazoa; Mollusca; Gastropoda; Lottiidae. The record is from RefSeq and is a predicted model, not a curated record.